ACAAAAACUUUAACGUAAAUUCUAAGUCGAAAAAGGGGCAUAAUUCUGUCAAAAUGCUUGAUAGAGUUACCUCCUCCUGUCUACAGGUUGGGGUCAUGAUGGUGAACAAGUGUGCAAAGUUUCAAAGCCAUAUGUCAAUGGACUUUGAAAAUAUUUGAACUAUUACAAAAACUUUAACAUAAUAAGUGGUUACGCCGACGCCGACGCUCGGGUGACUGCAAUAGCUCUACUUAUUCUUAUCGAAUAGUCGAGCUAAAAAGGGGCAUAAAUCUGUCAAAAUGCUUGAUAGAGUUACCUCCUCCUGUCUACAGGUUGGGGUCAUGAUGGUGAACAAGUGUGCAAAGUUUCAAAGCCAUAUGUCAAUGGACUUUGAAAAUAUUUGAACUAUUACAAAAACUUUAACGUAAAUUCUAAGUCCAAAAAGGGGCAUAAAUCUGUCAAAAUGCUUGAUAGAGUUACCUCCUCCUGUCUACAGGUUGGGGUCAUGAUGGUGAACAAGUGUGCAAAGUUUCAAAGCCAUAUGUUAAUGGACUUUGAAAAUAUUUGAACUAUUACAAAAACUUUAAACAUAAGUGGUUACGCCGACGCCGACACCGACGCCGACGCUCGGGGUACUACAAUAGCUCUACUUAUUCUUAUCGAAUAGUCGAGCUAAAAAUGGCUCUUAAGCAUUUGAUUCAUGGACAUGCUGCCAUUGUUCAGCAUCUUGAGCAGGUAAGAAAUUAAUUAUUACUCAUUUAACGUUUAAAUGAAAUGAACAUUUUACAGCAAUAACUUAAUUUGUAAAUUGAUAUUGUGAUAUUUGAUUGCGAUUUGUUUUUGAUUGAUUGCUAUUCACUUAUUUAGAUGCAGAACCCUACAGAUCCCACCCACAGAAAGGAGUCUGCUGCAAAGGGAAAGAAUUUUCUCAAACUGUUAAAAGACCGCCGCAUUAUCAUUUGGCUCCAUCUACUUAUGGACAUUGUUUCAUGUCUAAGUCAAGUGUCAGAAUCUAUUCAGGAGGCUAACAUCUCUUUAGCAGAAGUGUGGAAUGAGAUUGAGUCUGCAAAGACUAUUUUACACAAGUAUAAAACAAGCUGACUUUGGAGAUGCUGAUAUAGCAGAUUUAGUAACUGUAUGCAGACCUGCUUUAAGUUUAUGUGUGGAACAAGAUGGUAUGGACAUCGAAGAAAUAGAGCCAGAGUGGACACGAUUUAAGGCAGAUGUGUACAACAGCAAGAAGAACAUGAUAAGAUCUCUGUCAUGGUCAACAUUGUGGGGGUCUUCAUCUGAUAAGUAUCCAAAUUUAUUUGGACUAGUCAGUUACCUGCUAUCUUUGCCAUCCAGUUCAGUUGAUGCAGAAAGAGGCUUUUCUAGGAUGAAGAUUCUGAAAUCAGAUUGGCGGUCAUGUCUGUCAGAUAGGCGCCUUACUGAUCAACUUCUGAUAUCCACAGAAGGAGAAGCAAUAGGGGACUUUGAUCCUGAUGCAGCUGUGGCCCACUGGGAGUCUUGUGGUACAAGGCAGAGAAGGCCAUUCUACAAUGACUCUUUCAAGCCAAAGAAUGCUUCAAGUUCAUCUCAUGUUGAUUCAGUGGAGAAUGAUGUUGGUGUUAACUACGAACAGCUAGUUGAUGACUUGUCCACUUGCGAUGUGGAUAAUGAUGAUGAAUUUGAACAAGAGGCCAGCCGGGACAUGCAUCUCAUGCAGAACAAAGCUUAUAGACUGUUACUUGAUCUCAUAUAAUUUAUGUAUUUUGAUUCUGUCAAUAAAUUUGAAGAGAUCUGCUGCUAUUGUUUUCUUACCUUCAGAUAAAUACACUCAAAAUGCAUUGAAAUAGAAUGAGAAACAAUUUUUUAUUUUUUACAAUGAGGACUACCUCAAUUUGCCAAGGACUACCUGAUCCUAAAAGUAGGUAGUCCUUCUGACUACCUCUAAAAAAAGUUAGUGUCUAGCCCUGUCAAGUUUCAUAAAAAUAUUUUCAGUACUUUUCAAGUUAUCGCGGGAUCCAGUUUUGUGGACGAACUGACGGACAGACAGACAAACAGACGGACAGACAGACGGACAGACGGAGGGUAAACCUAAAGUCCCCUCCGGUAAACCGGUAGGGGACUAAAAACAGGCAUAUAAAAAUUGAAUUGGGUGCCUAUAAUCAAAUCAAGCUUUUGAUGUAUUGUUGCAGCCCUAAUUUUUUUUUUUCAUUCAAAACGUUUUUUAGCAGACUGUAAUUGAAUAAUUAAAAGAUAUAGCAUUUAUUAAUCAUAAUAUACAAUAAGAAGAUUUGUGGUAAGAUUUGUAAAUCAUCAGAUCUGGACUGUGGAUUGGAUCACUACAUUACUGGCAAUACACAGCCCAGUCUACAAAAUGAUGGACAAUGCCAUACAAUAAUUCGUCCCGAAGGUAUUCAGGCAUUAUA
Molecule: messenger RNA, 2393 nt
Organism: Ruditapes philippinarum (Manila clam)
Lineage: Eukaryota; Metazoa; Mollusca; Bivalvia; Venerida; Veneridae
Product: zinc finger protein 862-like
Exons: 5
Coding region: 1031-1723 (230 amino acids)
Molecular function (GO): protein dimerization activity
Source: RefSeq, a predicted model, not a curated record